Molecule: messenger RNA, 996 nt
Organism: Dictyostelium discoideum AX4
Lineage: Eukaryota; Evosea; Eumycetozoa; Dictyosteliales; Dictyosteliaceae
Exons: 1
Coding region: 1-996 (331 amino acids)
Source: RefSeq, a predicted model, not a curated record
AUGUUUGAUUCACAUAUAGAAGAUUUAAUAGAGAAUAGAGUCAUGAAUGACGAAAUUACAAGUAAUAAAUCAUCACCAUCAUUAAGGAGUAUUCAACCACAAAUAUCAAGGGGUUUAAAAGAUUUAAUUAAUCAUCCACUGCCUAAAAGUAAUUUAAGUGAUAUUGGUAGUGUUGGAAGUCAAAAUAGUAGUAAAUCAACUACACCACAAUUAAAUAAAAAAUCAAAAACUACUGCUGCAAUAAAUUCAUCAAUCAAAUUUGCAAAUAGAAAAGAUCAAUCAUUAAGAGAGGUAGUUGAAGAAUGGAGAACUGAUUUCUAUCCUGAUUUAUCUUAUGAUUAUUUUAAUGAAAAUCCAAUAUCAUUAUCAUCAUCAAAUAAUAACAAUGAUUACAAUUUUAAUGGUAAUAAAAAUAAUGAAAAAGAAGAUGAUGAAGAAGAACAAGAAGAAGAGGAUGGUGAUGAUGAUGAUGAUAAUGAAAACUCAUCAACAGAAAAUAGUGAUGAAGAUAGUGAUGAAGAUAAUCAAAGUAAAGAGGAAGACAAUGAUAAUGUAAAGAAUAAUAGUACAUAUAAUGAAUAUAUAAAUAAUUUAAAUAAUAUGAAAGAUCAAAAGGUUGAACAAGUACAAGAGGAAUCAUUACUUGAACAAAGAGUUAAACAAUGGAAGAGUGAUAUAAGAACCGAUAUUUUAGAAUCAUCCGAAUUGUUUAUGGAACAUUUACCACAAAGAGUAUUUGAAAAAAAAGUAAUCUCUGAACUACCAAUGACACCUUCAACAAAGAAAGAACCAAUACAAUCACCAAAUAAUAGUAAUAAUAAUAAUAAUAAUAAUAAUAAUAAUAAUAAUAAUAAUAGUAGUAGUAGUAGUGGUAGUAGUGGAGGGGGAGGUAAAUCACAAUUUGAAUAUUGGAGAGAUAAUUUUAAUAAAACAAUGGAUGAAAAAAUGAAAGAAAAGAAAAGAACAAAUAAAAUUACAAUAACAUCUAAUAAAUAA